AUGUCGGGUCCAAUUCCGUCAAUGGCUCCAGGCCAGCCAACCUACGUACCCGUCGACUCUUCCUCCGGCCUCUGGGAGCGGUUAACACAUUGGGCCUCUGAGAACAAGACCGUCGUCUACACCAUUGCAGGUGUUGGUAUUGCUGUGACAGGUGCCGGCGUUAUUUACUACCUCAAUGACAACAGCGGCAAAGACACAACACCAAAGUUGAGCAAGAAGGAGAGGAGAAAGCGAAAGGAAGCCGAUCGCAAAGCUGAUAAAGAAGCGCCCUCAAGUGGCCCCUCUCAACCCAAGCCUGCUUCUGCCGAGAGCGAGCCCGAGCUGCCCGAGGUCGAUGAAGAAACUGUCUCUAGCCUCACCCAAGAACAGCGUGAAGAGUAUGCCGCCAAGCUGAAACAGGCUGGCAACAAGGCCUAUGGCGAUAAGUCAUAUAACAAGGCCAUCGACCUCUACUCUAAAGCCAUUCUCUGCAAGGCCGACCCUGUCUUCUACUCCAACCGGGCAGCCUGCCACAGCGCUAUGAGCGAAUGGGACCAGGUUAUCGAGGACACCACUGCCGCUAUCAACAUGGAUCCUGAGUACGUAAAGGCCAUCAACCGCCGUGCUACUGCCUACGAGCACCAGAAGAAGUACUCCGAGGCCCUCCUCGAUUUCACGGCCUCAUGUAUCAUCGACAACUUCAAGAGCGAGUCUACGGCCCAGGCUGUCGAGAGACUUCUCAAGACUUUCGCCGAGCAAAAGGCCAAGGAGAUGAUGGCUUCCCGACCACCUAAGCUGCCCAGCCCCAUCUUUGUCGGCAACUACCUUCAAAGCUUUCGCCCUAAGCCUCGCCCCGAAGGCCUUGAGGACUCGGAAGAAUUGGACCCUGAUACUGGUAAGGGACAAGUGCAGAUUGGACUCCAAGCUCUGGAGAAGAAGACUGGCGAUGGCUAUGAAGAGGCUCGCCAGGCUUUCGAGAAGGCUCUAGAGCUCGGCGAUCUGGGUGAGCACGAGGCGCUUGCUUAUAACAUGAGGGGUACAUUCCGGACCUUGCUAGGCAACCAUGCCGAAGCAACACAGGAUUUCGACAAGAGCAUCGAGCUCGACCCCUCUAUGACACAGAGCUAUAUCAAGCGUGCCAGCAUCAGCCUGGAGCUGGGUGAGCCUGAGAAGGCCGAGGCUGAGUUUGCCAAGGCUCUCGAGCAGGAUAAGAACGACCCCGAUGUCUAUUACCACCGUGCUCAGGCCCAUUUCAUCAAAGGAGACCUUGCCGAUGCCCAGAAAGAUUACCAGAAAUCGAUCGACCUUGACAAGGACUUCAUCUUCUCCCAUAUUCAACUCGGUGUCACCCAGUACAAGAUGGGCUCAAUUGCUUCGUCCAUGGCUACUUUCCGACGCUGCAUUAAGAACUUCCCUAAGGUACCUGAUGUCUACAACUACUAUGGAGAAUUGCUCCUCGACCAGGGUAACUUCUCUGAAGCUGUCGAGAAGUUCGACACGGCUAUGGAGAUGGAAAAGCAGACUAAGCCCAUGUCAAUGAACGUCUUGCCCUUGAUUAACAAAGCUCUGGCUCUGUUCCAGUGGAAGCAAGACUUUAAGGAAGCUGAGGCUCUUUGCCAGAAGGCCCUUAUUAUCGACCCGGAGUGCGAUAUCGCAGUCGCUACCAUGGCUCAGCUUCUCCUUCAACAGAACAACGUCCCUGCUGCUCUCAAGUAUUUCGAGCGCGCGGCCGAGCUCGCUCGAACUGAGGGUGAGAUUGUCAACGCCUUGUCAUAUGCCGAGGCAACCAGAACACAAGUUCAAGUCACAGAGAAGUACCCAAAGUUGGCAGCCAAGUUGGCAGGUGGUGCUGGACCCGGUGGCCUUCGUAUGGGUCCCCAAUAA
Molecule: messenger RNA, 1863 nt
Organism: Fusarium mangiferae
Lineage: Eukaryota; Fungi; Ascomycota; Sordariomycetes; Hypocreales; Nectriaceae
Product: putative mitochondrial precursor protein import receptor tom70
Exons: 3
Coding region: 1-1863 (620 amino acids)
Biological process (GO): intracellular protein transport
Cellular component (GO): mitochondrial outer membrane
Molecular function (GO): protein-transporting ATPase activity; protein binding
Source: RefSeq, a predicted model, not a curated record